Phaethon lepturus (White-tailed tropicbird) is the source of this 1471-nucleotide messenger RNA. Its product is annotated as 1-phosphatidylinositol 4,5-bisphosphate phosphodiesterase delta-3-like. NCBI's taxonomy places the organism in Eukaryota, Metazoa, Chordata, Aves, Phaethontiformes, Phaethontidae. Gene Ontology annotation, biological process: lipid metabolic process; intracellular signal transduction. The annotation marks the transcript as partial. Gene Ontology annotation, molecular function: calcium ion binding; phosphatidylinositol-4,5-bisphosphate phospholipase C activity. The record is from RefSeq and is a predicted model, not a curated record. The transcript is spliced from 8 exons.
AUGCCGAGGGACCUUCCCCAGGGUGGCCCCAUCACCAUGCGUGUCCCCGCAGUCUCGGUGAUGCACAUCGAGGGGGUACGCGAGGGCCACCAGUCAGAGGGUCUACGCAAGUAUGGUGCCGCCUUCCCCGAGCGGCACUGCUUCACCCUCGUCUUCAAGGGCAAGCGCAAGAACCUUGACCUGGCGGCCCGGGGCGAGGAGGAUGCCCGCCACUGGGUGCGAGGGCUCACCAAGUUGAUGGGGCGGCUGCAAGCCAUGAGUCAACCGGAGAAGCUCGACCACUGGAUCCACGGAGUCCUGCAGCGAGCGGACAGGAACAAGGACAACAAGAUGUCCUUCCGGGAGGUGAAGAGCAUGCUGAGGAUGAUCAACAUCGACAUGGAUGAUGUCUACGCCUACAAGCUCUUCAAGGAGUGCGACCGCUCGGGCGAUGAGCGGCUGGAGGGCCGGGAGCUGGAGGAGGUUUGCCGACGGCUGCUGGAGGAGUUUUGCCGACGGCUGCUGCAGCGGCCGGAGCUGGAGGAGCUUUUUGGGCGUUACUCGGGUGAGGACCGUGUCCUGUCGGCCGAGGAGCUGCGGGAUUUUCUACAUGAUCAGGGCGAGGAUGCCAGCCUGCGCCAGGCCCACACCAUCAUCCACACCUAUGAGCUCAACGAGAAGGCCAGGCAGCAGGACCUGAUGAUGUUGGAUGGCUUCAUGAUGUACCUCCUCUCGGCCGCCGGUGACAUCCUCAACCAGGAGCACACCAAGGUGCACCAGGACAUGAGCCAACCCCUGUGCCACUACUUCAUCUCCUCCUCCCACAACACCUACCUGACCCGUAACCAGAUUGGUGGCACCAGCAGCACCGAAGCCUAUGUCAGGGCGCUGAUGGCGGGAUGCCGUUGUGUGGAGCUGGACUGCUGGGAGGGCUCUGACGGGGAACCCAUCGUUUACCAUGGCCACACGCUCACCUCCAAAAUCCUCUUCCGUGAUGUCAUUGAGAGCAUCCGUGACUACGCCUUCAAGCAAUCCCCCUACCCCGUCAUCCUGUCCCUGGAGAACCACUGUGGGCUGGAGCAGCAGGCCACCAUGGCCCGGCACAUGAAGAACAUCCUGGGGGACAUGCUGCUGACGCAGCCGCUGGAGGGGCAGGACCCCCACGACCUCCCAUCCCCGGAGCAGCUGAAGGGGAAGGUCCUGGUGAAGGGCAAGAAACUGCCAGAGCCGUGGCAUGAGCCCCGGGGUGUCACCUCCCUUAUGGACCCCGACGAGGAGGAAGAGGAGGAGGAGGAAGAGGAAGAGGAGGAGAAGCUGCAGGAGAGAAGCAGCAGGCAGGACGCAUCACAGGUGGCCCCAGAACUGUCGGCUGUGGUGGUGUACUGCCAAGCUGUCCCCUUCCCCGGCCUGGCCCAUGCCCUGCGCCACCCCCGGCCCUGCGAGAUGUCCUCCUUCAGCGAGAGGAAGGCUCGGAAGCUCAUCAAGGAGGCGG